Hemiscyllium ocellatum (epaulette shark) is the source of this 8571-nucleotide messenger RNA. RefSeq names its product proline/arginine-rich end leucine-rich repeat protein (gene prelp). Lineage: Eukaryota; Metazoa; Chordata; Chondrichthyes; Orectolobiformes; Hemiscylliidae. The record is from RefSeq and is a predicted model, not a curated record. Bases 200 to 1399 code for a protein of 399 amino acids. Gene Ontology annotation, molecular function: protein binding. The transcript is spliced from 3 exons.
UGUGAAUGAGGAUUUGGGGGUGUGGAUUCAAACUUAAGGAGUUGGCUGAGAGAUAAAGGAUGUAUUGUUGCUCCGAUGGAGUCUGAGAGACUAGAAACAAACUGAAACAUAACAAAAACAUACGGCACUAUCAGUCGAGGCUGCAUUGAGAAAGAAGCAGACAGAUUCUGGAGGGUUGGGGUAAACGUUCAUCUGGAUCAUGACCCAUUUUGGAUACAUACUUUCUAUUUGUCUUAUUCUGACUACAGUGGUCCAUUGCCAGGAUCGUCAACCUAAAGUCAAACCUUCCAAACGUCCAAAGCCUCCCAAGCCUCCCAAGCCUCCCAAGCCUCCCAAGCUUCCCAAGCUCCCCAAAACUCCAAAGCCUGGAAAAGCAAUUGCCAUUGAGCCUACAGAGCCAUUUCAUGCCACAACGCUUCCACCACCUCUCCCCCCAGGUCCAGUGUCUGUGUUCCCAGACUGCCCCAGAGAGUGUAACUGUCCCCCUGACUAUCCCAAUGCACUCUACUGUGACAGUCGCAAUCUGAGAAUAGUCCCCAUCAUUCCACCCAGGAUCCAUUAUCUUUAUCUCCAAAAUAAUUUCAUUGAUGCUCUUCCAGAGCGGGCUUUCAGGAAUGCAACGGAACUCAAAUGGAUCAAUUUGGACAACAACAGGAUUUCGAACCAAAAACUUGAUAAACAAGUUUUCAACAUUCUGAACAAACUUCUUUUCUUGUACAUGGAUAGAAAUAAGUUAAAUGGAGUUCCCCCAAAUCUUCCAUCUAGUCUAGAACAACUUCGACUCUCAAGGAAUCAAAUCUCCAAAAUCCCACCGGGUACCUUUAGCAAGUUGGAGAAUCUCACUUUACUUGACCUCCACCACAACAAGCUAUCUGACGGUGUGUUCAACAAGAAUACAUUCAAAGGUCUCAAAAGCCUAAUGCAGCUCAACCUGGCUCACAAUUCCUUGAAGAAGAUGCCUCCAACUCUACCUCAGGAUAUAUUCCAACUCUUCUUGGAUAAAAAUCAAAUCAAGGAAAUACCUGACAACUAUUUCAAGAAUUUACAUCAUUUGGCUUUCUUAAGGCUGAAUUUUAACCAGUUGACAGACCAAGGUAUUCCCAAUGGUCUUUUUAAUCUAUCAACUCUCCUCGAUCUCCACCUGUCCAACAACAAUCUCAAUUCGAUACCAACCUUUAGCACAAAGCUGGAACACCUGCAUCUCAGCCACAACCAUAUUGAUAAAAUCAAUGGAACUGAAAUCUGCCCAUGUCCCAUCGAUAAUAUUGCUUUACAUGCCCACGAUCUGGAGCUGAUACCACGCCUCCGAUAUCUAAGAUUGGAUGGGAAUGCGCUGGCGCCCCCGAUACCAGUGGAAAUAAGGAUGUGUUUCAGACUCCUGCAGGCAAUAGUGGUUUGAAAGCUAGAUCCCUGCAAGUUCUCUUUCCACUUUUGAAACAGAGCCAAUUUUCUCAUGGGACUAUUAGUCCAACUCUCUUUCUGUCAGAUUAUUGCUAUGAUUGUGUUAAAUGGCAAGACACAAAAUACUGCAGAAACAGUUUCUUCCUUUUCAGAUUAUUAUUGUUUCAAUUUGGACACAAAAUUAAUCUAACAAAUGGGGCCACUACAUCAGCAUUAAACCCUCAGUAUUGUGUGCAAAAAUUUGCUUCAUAGGAGAAGUAUCAUAUGAAGAGGAAAGACAAGACCAGCUGAUAUGUUCAGUCAGUCGCAUAUAAAUAUGGUUUAGACUCCAUGCACAUCAACCUAUCCUGGAAGAAACAAGGGACAAAAAACAGGUUUUAAAAAGUUAAGUGAUAUUUAGGAAGAAAUAAACGUUGAAACUGUAGUAAGCCUUGCACCUACAGAACACACUUUGUGAUUGCCUCUCUGAUUCUCAAAUACUCCAUUUGCAGUAUUAAGACGAUGAGCAAAUAAUGACAUUGAUAUUUGCCCUUGCUGUGGUGCAGAUCAGAAGAAUGCAGAAUCACCUUUUUCUCUAAUCUAAUGAAAGCUAAUAUGCCACUUGUUAUGUGAAAUUACUGUAGUAUGGUUUGGUAAUAUCUGCUGGAAAGCUUAAGAUUUAUUCCCUUUCUCUCUCUAAUUCGUUGCCUAUAUAUCCUUCUCAAUUUAAGACAUUAGGGGAUCCAUGGGCUUCCAUGUGAAUUGAACCAAAUAAGACCUGUUCAAUGCCAAUGUCAUCUAUCCCUUUUGUAAAUCUAUCACCAAUUAUGUAUUAAUGCAAGGAAAUAAAGCAAAGGCAGCAACAAAAUGCAUCAUUAACAAUUGCUUCUGGUAAUUCUUUUGCUCUCCUGUAGACUUUUUUGUCAUUGUUAAUUGUUUACACAGGGUAGUUUUGUCCUACACACUGUCUUAUCAUUUCAUGCACAGUUAAUGGCAAUCAGACUACAUGCUGUUGAAUUUGUGCUGACUUUGAAAUGAUUAAAUAGUCAUUUUGUCCCUUUUCAGCAGCUGGUGCCAUUGAUGUAGAACUAAUGGACAAGAUAAUAGCAGACAUAAUUAUCACUUCCAAAAUUCAUUAGUAUGAAAUCCAGAGAGGAAGGUGAAAAUUAGUGUUUGUAGUAAUUCAAACAUGUUAAAUUGGAUCUAUUUUGCAUUCUGCUCGAUUGCUCCAAUUUAUUUAAAGUCUGUCUGUCCUCAUGUGGCCUCUUCUGUCAGCCUCUUGAGGAAAAUUAGUAAUGCCAUAAGCAUUACUGUGAGCAAUGUUCCCCAGCACUAACACAGUCAUCACAAAUACAAUGUAAGGCCUGAGACUCUGUAGAGUAUAUCACCUGGCUAUUAGUGAGGUUGUUUCACUUCCCUCUUAGUUUGUGCCUUAUACAUUUUUCAUUACUUGUCCUGAAUCUGAAAAUUUUGCAGUUAAAGUACCAAAAGAGGGAAAGGAAAACAGAUCCUUAUUUGGAUCUAUCUUUUCAUGUAUUCAUAUCGGAGACUGAACAUUCCUGCUUUUAUUCUAAACUAAAAAAGAUUUCAUGAGAGUGUAUAGGGAUCCAACAUGUGCUUCAGGAAAUAUUGAGAUAUGAGCACUGUGUCUAAAACAUAGAAUUUAUGUUUGUUUCAGCUUGCAAACAUAUUUUCUUGAAAUUAGAAAAUGUAUGCCUUCCAUCAAUAGCAAUAUAUGCCAUCAGUAAAUUACAUUUGAAGUCAGUUGGCUUAGAUUUUGCAUUCACAGCCAAAAUUUCUGAAUUCUACUUCCACUAUAGCUCUGCUUUGAUUCAAUUUGUUAAAAAAACAAUUGUUCUUGGGAGAUCAAUGUUGGGAGCAAGGUCAUUAUUUAUUGCCUAAGAUGGUUACCCUGGAGAAGGUUGUGUUGUGCUGUCUUAUUGAAUCUUAGCUGCCUAUUACAUGGAGGGACAUCCAAAAUGCUUUUAGACAAGGAGUUCCAAGAUAUAACUUCAAUGCCGAUGAAGGAUCGGCAAUUUGCAUCCAUAUCGAGGUUGCAUCUGAUUUGAAAUGAAACUGAGAAGCUGCUGUGCUCCUGACAGAGCAGUGUAUUGUCCUUCUAGCUGACAAUGUUAUGCAUUUGGAAAAUACUUCCAAAGCAGCCUCAAUAAGUUACUUCAAUAGUGCCUUUGAAGAAUGUUUGGGGUGGUGCCAUGAAUAUAUGAUGAAAUGUUGAUUCAAUCAAUAAAUCUGGAAUAUAAAUCUCUAAUGAUGUGUUGGAAAUAUUGUCAUUAAAAACAAUCUGGUUCACUUAUGCUAUUUAGAAUUAGAAUCCCUACAGUUAGAAACAAAACCUCUACAGUAUGGAAACAGGCCAUUUUGCCCUACAGAUCCAUACUGACCCUCCAAAGAGUAACCCAUCCAGACCCAUUCCUCCACACUUAUUACUCUAGAUUUCCCCUAACUAAUGAAGGAAACCCACUAUCCUUAUCUGGUCUGGCUUACAUGUGACUCCAGGUGCAUAGGAAGUUGUUAACACUUAACUGAUUUCUGAAAUGGCCUGGCAAGCCACUCAGUUCAAGGGCAGAUAGGGACAGGUAAUAAAUGAUGGCUUCACCAGUGACUCCCACAUUCAAUGAAAGAAUAAAGAAAAAAAUGCCAAGGGUGGAAAUGAGCUUGAAGUGGAUGAUGUUGUUCUGGAUGGUAUUGGACUUCUUGGGUAUUGGUGCUAUUUCUGCACUCAUUAAGACAGGUGAGGAGAAUUCUACUCUAUCUAUCCUGAGUCUGCCUUGUGUAGAAGCUGUAGGGAAUUAAGAGAUGGACCAUUUGUUGCAAACUACGCAGCUUCUGACAUGUUCUUAUAUCCAUGGCAUUAUGGGCAUGUCAAGUCUGAUUCCUGAUCAAUCAUGACCCAAAGAAAGUUGAUGGUGAGCAGUUCGGUGAUGUUACCUCUAAGGAAUUCACAUGGAAAUCCAUUCAUCCCAGGUUAAUAUAUUACAAAGGUCUUUAAAGCUGCAAUAUUUUAUAGCAGAUAAGGUUUUAUUUUAAUGACAGCGCACAUUUCUAUCUUGCCUUUAAAUCAAUUAAUAAAUAUAUAGAAUAUUAAUCCUAAAAAGCAAAAAUGUUUUCAAAGCAAGUGAGUGCUGGGGCAAAAUAUCAUUAAAUUCCUAUCAGGUCUUCUGUUCACAUAUAUCCAUUUUCAAAGCUUUGCUUUAUACAAUGAUUAGAUUACCGCUAUUAUCAUCUUUUAAAAGCUUGUUUGUUUUAAAAUGUAUCUGUCAGAUAAUAAUUAGAUAAUAGCUUUUUAAAAAAAUCAUUCCUAGCAUGCAUAUUUUAUUAAGCAAAAUUUUUAACAUUAUUUAUAGCCAACAUAUUUUACUAUAACAAAUUGCAGCUUUAAGCACCUUCCUCAGAAUUUGAUAUGCAAAUUGUUUUCAUUUGCUUUGUUUUAUUUGUUUACUUGCACAGAUCUGUAAUUUACUGCAGUGCAGUUUAAUGCAUUUCUUGCACAAAAGCAAAUAUUGUCAGCAUUGCUUACUUCACAUUUCGCACAAAAUAAAUAAAUUGAUUUACAGUUCUUCAGCAAAAAGGACAUUGGGAGUUUUUUUAUGCAGUAAAUGUUCUUUAAACUUUUUUUGUGGUUGGUUUUGACAAGAGAUCAAAGAGAGACAAAUUAUUGGAGUUAUUUAAACAUACGGGAUAGAAUCAUUGGAAGAGGGCAUCUCAGAAAUGAACUCUCUGUGAUAAAGAGACUUUACUGCAACAGUUAGAUUUUAACCCUAAGGCCGAGAUGAAAUCCUAAAGCCAGUACAAAGUAUAUUGUUAAAAUAUAUAAUGAUUAUAUUUUAAUUGACGGUUACAAAUAGUUAUACACAAAUUAACAACAAGAUCUUAGACAUGGGAUCAAGUGACCUGAAGAGGACAUAUCAUACAAAAUCUAUCAAUCAGAAUCCAAAUCAUAAGUCACAAAGAAUCCAACAUGAAUAUUUAAUGAGGAAUGCUUCCUGGUUUGUAAAGCAUUCUGUGUCUGCAGGAAAGAUUCUACCUAUUACCAGUUGCUUUUCAUAAAGCGACUGGAUUAUUAUUAUACAAAAUUCUUCUUCAUAAACAUUACAUUUCAGGGGAAAAUUAAGACUUGCUAGGUUUACAAAAACUGCAAGUCCAUCCAUUUUGCCUUCCAAGAGCCUGGUAGAGGACACAAAAUUAGUUCCAUGCAAAAGAUCUUACCGCACUACUUAGAAAAAAAGAGUACUGAAGUUCUCCCAAAAUUUCUCAAUCAAUACCACCAAAAUAAACUUAACUGAUUAUUUCUCUGUUGUUUGUAGAUCUCGCCACAUUUAAUAUAAUAUGGGAAAAGAGAGUCAGAGAAUGGCAGGAAGGAGAUUAAAUCUAAGAGUACACCAAAAGUCAAGACUGAAGAUUACAAAGACUAUAAGAAGACAGUCUAAUGUUUCUAUAUCUGAAGGUGUAUAGCAUUUAUAACUAAGCAAACAAAUUGAUAGUAUAUGGCAAAAUAAAUGAAUAUGGCCUGGCAGCCAUUAAAAAGACAUGAUGACAAGGAUUGCAUCUUGAAUAUUGAACAUUCUGUUCAAGAAGAAGUUCAAGCAGUAUAGGAGACUAGGUAAAGGUGGAGGGGUAGCAUUGCUAAUCAAGGAUGACAUUUAUACAAUGACUGGAGAUGACCUUGGUUCAGGAGAUCAGGAUGUAGAAUCUCUUUGAUAAUGAGGAACAACUGGGGAAAGAAAUCACUGGUGGGAGUGGUUUACAGACCCCUUAAGAGUAACCACAAAGCAGGAAGAAAUAUAAAAGAAGAAAAAUUGGGUAUAUAAAAUAAAGAUUAGAUUAGAUUACUUACAGUGUGGAAACAGGCCCUUCGGCCCAACAAGUCCACACCGACCCGCCGAAGCGCAACCCACCCAUACCCUACAUUUACCCCUACCUAACGCUACAGGCAAUUUAGCAUGGCCAAUUCACCUGACCCGCACAUCUUUGGACUGUGGGAGGAAACCGGAGCACCCGGAGGAAACCCACGCAGACACGGGGAGAACGUGCAAACUCCACACAGUCAGUCGCCUGAGUCGGGGAUAAAGAUCCAAGAAUAAUCAUGGAUGAAUUACUUUACAUGUAAACUAUAAAAAUCAGUUUGACAAAAGUAGUCUAACUGAGAGUUUAUAGAUUGCUUUUAAGUUAUUUUCCAGGAGCAGCACAUUCUGGAAUCAACCAGACAGCAGAUUAUACUGGACUUGGUAUUGCAUAAAGUGACUGAAUUAAUUAAUGACCUCAGAGUAAAUGCACUUUCUAGUACCAGUGACUGUAAAAUGAGUGAUUUUUUUCACUCACUUUGAAAGAUAGAAGAUGGCAGUAAAACUGGUAUUUUACACUUAAGUAAGACCAUCUAUAUUGGCAUGAAAUCUGAGAUAACUAGAGUGAAUUGUGAUACUAGAGUAAAAGAUAGAUCAAUUGAGAAGCAAUGGUGGACAUUUAUGGUUACUUUUCAUAAUAUUCAAAGAAUAAGAAUAUUCCCACUGUAAGAAAAUUUCUGCAUGAAGUACCCAUCAUUCUUAGAUAAUUAAAGAAAUUAAGACAUGAAUCAAACUUUAAAGUAAAAGUAUAUUACUGCACAAAGAUGACUGGGAGGUUUGAUAAUCGUACAUUAUGUGAAGAUUGUCAAAGAAUGACUAAAAGAUUAAUCAAGCGAAGAAAAAUAAAAACAGAUAGCAAGUGUUGCUACAGGUAUUUGAAAAUGACAAAAGUAAAUUAGCAUUGGUCUGUUAGAGAGUAACAAUGAGGAGUUAACAGCAUUUGGACUUUACUAAGUCUAGUUCACUAUUGAUGUUGCAUAAAAAUUGACAGUAAUACCUGUAAAUCCAAAGACAGAAGAAAAAGAACUUGAUGAAAUUACAAUCACUGGAGAAAUGGUGCUGAGCAAACUGCGACAUCUUUGUGCUCUCAAAUUGAUGGGUCCAGAUGGACUUCAUCCUAGAGUUUUAAAAGUGGUGUCUCAUGGGGUAAUGGAUGAGUUGGUGUUAAUUUUCCAAAAUUUGCCAAGUUUUGGAAAGGUCAAUUUGAACUGGAAAGUAGCAAAGAUAAGUUUCUAUUCAAGAAGGAAUUGAAGCUGAAAGAGGGAAUUGUAGACCAGUUAGUUGAAUAGAAAAUGCAGAGUAUUACUCAAAUGGGAAAUGGUUGAAGAAUUCCUAAUGCAUACAUAACUAAACCUUUUCAAGGAAAUAUAGCAAGUAAUUAAGAAAGCUAAAUGAAUGUUGGUCUUUAUUGGGAGGGGUAUUGAAUAUAAGAGAAAAAAGGUGAUAUGUUUCAGUUAUACUGGUGAAACCACAUUAUUAGGGUGCACUGAUUAAAAAUUAGGGAUCUCCUUUUUUACGAUAGGGAUGAGUUUCUUUUAUCUCCCUCAGGGUUGUGCAACUUUGGAACCCUAUGCCUCAGAGGGCUGUGGAUGUGAGAUAAAUUCAUAUUUUUAGGGCAGAUAGAUUCUUGAUGGGCAGUGAAAUCAAAGGUUAUCAGGGGUAUGUGGUAAUGUGGAAUUCAAAACACAAGCAGAUCAACCAUGAUCCUAUGGAGGGCCCAAAUGGCCUAAUUCUACUCCUUUGUUUAUCUUUCAUAGAUGGGCUGGAGGGCGGAACAACACAACAAGCCAGGCAGCAUCAGGAGGUGGAGGCUUCACUUCCUGAUGCUGCCUGGCUUGCUGUGUUCUUCCAGUCUUCUGUUCGUCUACUUGGAAUCCAACAUCUGCAGUUUUUUUUUGUCCCUAAUCAAUGUUUGUCUUUGGACAGAUAACAGUGAACACAUGUUACAUAUAUUAUUUGGCUGUGUUAUCCCUCAGAAUAACCUGAGUGUAUAAUAUAGGGCAUAUUUAGUUCAACGUAUGUUUUUCCUUCCUUUAAAAGUAAGACUCCAUUUGGUAGUCCAAACAGUAAUUAAGGUACCUAUCAAUUGUAACAUGAGACACAGUACACAAAUAUAACCAUAAAUUUUCUGAAAUCUUUAAUCCAGAAGGAACUAUAAAUGGCAAUGCUUUUUAUUAAAGCUUCUGAAAUUAUUAACAGAUAAUGUAUAUAUUUAUGUUAAGAAUUAAAUUCCAGAUGUGGAAGAUCAAUAAAAAGGCUAGGGUAACUGUUGGUUCACUAACUGUAAGUUUGUUAUCUUAAACAGCAAUAAAUAAAUAUUAUUUCAAUA